AUGGCUGGUAAGCAGUUGUAUCCCGUCUGUAUGCGGCGUCGAGGCCUCGCAAAGAGUGUUGAGCGCUGCUUACAAUCCCCGCAACCGUCAAUGAACACGUCCACUGAUAAUAUUGCAGAAGAACCGCGACGAUCCGGGAGAGCCACGAAAGGCCAACACAAGAAUCUUGACAUGCCUGAACCGCCCCCAACAAAGCGAAAGGCGAAAGCGCAAGCGAAAGCCUCAAAGCAGGCCUCGAAUGAACCCACGCCCCCUGCGAACGAGGAGGAUGAAAUAAUCCGCUGUGUCUGUGGCGAGUACGAGGAGGAAGAGGAUGUGGAGCGCGAUAUGAUUUGCUGUGACCAGUGUUCGGCCUGGCAGCAUAACGAUUGUAUGGGCCUAAACUUUGCGAAAGGACAGGAACCGGCCGAAUAUUACUGUGAGCAGUGCAAACCGGAGAAUCAUGAAAGACUCCUGGGACAAAUGGCACGCGGGGAACGACCUUGGGAGGAAGCUGCUCAGAGAAGGGCGCAAGCAGCUGAGGAGAAAAAGUCCAGGCGCAAAAAGGGUGGCAAACGUGGAAGGAAGAGCAGGGUCAGUGAUAUCAAACCGGAAACAAGUGACAUAGGCCCGAGUCCGAGGGCAACGCCUACGCAUGAAGCUAUGCAAGCCAAUGCAGAAACUCCGAACGGACCGGCUACGUCUACGGGGAACCCGGAGCAGGUUGGCGCUCAGAAGAGAAAAUACUCCGAGCAGGGGGAGACUGGACAACCCGAAUCUGGCCCCAAAGUGAAGCUUCAGAGAUUGUCAACCGGCAGUCUACCAGCUGCUACCCAUGAGAUCAAGAAGUCUCCGGCACAAAGUCGGAAGGCGAGCAUGGCUGGAAGCGCUAUCUCGCAUAGCUCAAAGCUUAGCAAAUCCCCUACGGAACCAACAGCAAGCGGCGUGGGCCAUCUGACUCAGGCCAGGAAGAAUGUUGCGAACGCCAUCAUCAAGCUAUUUGUUGAGCAAGCCGGAGUAGCACAAGAGCAAGGAAAGUUUUCAAAUUCGGGAAGGGAAAACGAAAGACAGUGUAGGCGAGAAUCUGGGGGAUCGCACUUGAGCAAGCCCAUGUAUCAAAACCUCUGCGGGGGGUCAGGAGAGCCCAAUGAUGCCUAUAAACAGCAGAUGCGGACCAUACUGUUUAAUGUAAGGAAGAAUCCUUCGUUACGUGAUAGUCUGCUCGUAGGUCGUAUUUCUCCUGAUGCCUUCUCCAAAAUGAGCACGCAAGACAUGGCCAGUGAGGAGCUACGACAGAGGGACGAUGAAAUUAAACGUGAAGCAGAGCGGCAGCAUAUUAUUGUCCAGGAGUCGGGCCCCCGCAUCAGACGAACCCACAAGGGAGAAGAAUUCGUGGAAUCAGAUCCGCAAUUCGUUGGAACCGAGUCUGUCUUUUCCACGGCACCUACGCGACGAGAUACGGUCGGGGAUAUCAUGAGUCCUCGAGUAGGAAGUCCAGCUACAGCGCGCACCGGAUCUACGGACAUCCCCCAGCAGCAAAAGCCUCAGUCUAUCGAUACCCAAGCAGCUGCUCCCGGAGAACCUGCACGUUCUGCGUCGACCGAUUUCAACAUCCAAAACGUAUGGUCAAGCGUCCAGUCUCCCGGAGCCGCUCCUCAUCAUGAUGCACCGCAAUUUGGGCCACCGGCAUUUUCACAGGAGCAUCCGCCUCCAUCGACACAUAGGGUCCAGGCUGAUGCAGAAAUUGACCAAUUGUUGAAGGACGAAGAGCCAGAGUCUCCGCCAUAUUCGCCCAAAGAUUUCCCUGGGCCGGCUGUUGUUUGGCAUGGAAAAAUGUUUAUGAACGGGAUCUCCAGCUUUUCCGCCAGCGCACGCCACGUUGCUGGUCUUGACCUCAGCGAAAGGAUCCCAUGGUCUCAACUGGUCCCUUCGUCGUUGACCGUUGAUGGACGUAUCGAUAUCCAACUUGCAACCAACUAUCUAUGUGGUCUUCAGUUCAGUCAAACCACAGAUAUCACGAUAAUUGGAGUUUCUCCACCGGAUAGACCUGACGACCUCGUGAAUUUCAACAACCUGUUCGACUACUUCGCUCGACGUCAACGAUAUGGUGUCAUUGGAAAACAUUUACAUCCUGCUGUCAGAGACACAUAUCUUGUACCUAUCGAAGCCGGGAUGAGCAAGAAACCGGAGUUCGUGGACGGGCUGGAUAACAAUACUAUCGAACACCCAACCCCUGAACGACUUUUAUUAGUCGUUUUCGUUGUUAAGACGGCAAAUAAUCAUUCUAACACUGUUACCCCUCAGGAUCCUACCACAUCCACAGCCAGUCCAUUGACAGCUACACCAGGAAUAGAAAACCCUCGAUUAUCGCUGGCACAGGCGGAUAGUCCCCAGCCAUCGCCCGCACAAUCACAGUCGCAAGGACACUAUAGCCCACCCAUGCCGCAGCAGCCAUAUCCUCAAUCACAACCUCUCCCAGCACUUAAUGGAAAAGCAGCCGCGAUCCACGUCCUAGGAGAACAACUUGCCUCGUCGCCUACGAUCGAGGAGAUUUUGAAACAAGCUCCCAAUGCAGAUGUCACGCAAUUCAAUGUGAUUGCAGAGAUACUUGUGCGGAAUCCCUCUGCAGCGAAUAGCUAUAAACAGCUAAUGGAUGCUCUCCUGGAAAGAACGAAUGGUGGGAUGUGA
Molecule: messenger RNA, 2667 nt
Organism: Uncinocarpus reesii 1704
Lineage: Eukaryota; Fungi; Ascomycota; Eurotiomycetes; Onygenales; Onygenaceae
Exons: 2
Coding region: 1-2667 (888 amino acids)
Biological process (GO): DNA-templated transcription; regulation of mRNA 3'-end processing; transcription elongation by RNA polymerase II
Cellular component (GO): nucleus
Molecular function (GO): RNA polymerase II transcription regulatory region sequence-specific DNA binding
Source: RefSeq, a predicted model, not a curated record